UGCAAUUCGUAUCUCAACUUGUCCAUUAUUGCAACGUGUGGAGGAAAGCGGCACAGUAAAGUGCAGCAUUCUGGUCGGAAACACGUUUAUUAAGAGCUGUUAAAAAGCACAGCUAUUUAAAGCAAAGGAGACAAUUUUAGAGAUAUUUUCACAAGAAGCUGAUGGUUUAGUUUCCAGAAUACACAGUGCAGCAGUAAGGCACCAGUGGUUGUGAUAGAUGACUGUGACAAAUAGAACUGCACUGCAAAUGGGUAUUGACAUCUGAUGCUGGCUUCAAGUACAAAAGGCUGAACUAAACCGGUGGGGCUCAUAUUUGUUGUUAACUAGGAGACAGGUAGGAAGCAUUUGGUAACCAGUAUCUUCUCAUAGUUGACCAGCAGAUAGAAGGCAAGUGGUCAGUUCCUUUGGCCAUCAUCACCAUUGAGUUGUCUAAGCCUGCAAAAAUGGGAGAGUUUACCAGUGGAGGUGGGAUUGACCAUUGGGUAGUUCCCAAUGACCGUCAGUUAGCUCUAAGAGCCAGGUUGGGCACAGGCUGGUCUGUCCAUACCCACAAGCUUCAGACCUUCCACAAGAACCAGCAACUCAGUGUAGAGGAACAGGAACAAAUUCUGAAUGUCAUACGCAGAGCAGAGAGGCUGGAGCUCAUGGAACAGGAAAGGAUUGGGAGGCUGGUGGAGAGAUUAGAAAACAUGAAGAAAAAUGCUAUUGGCAGCGGAGAUUCCCAGUGUGUACUAUGUGGUGAUACCUUUGGCAUGCUUGGUGCUUCACCAACUUAUUGUGAAGACUGUGGAAAGGCUGUGUGUACCAAAUGUGGGGUAGACACAUUCAACAGCCACCACCAGCCAUUGUGGCUUUGUAAGAUCUGCAGUGAAAAACGAGAGCUAUGGAAAAGGUCAGGGGCAUGGUUUUUCAAAGGACUGCCUAGAUAUAUAAUGCCAAAAAAGAAAACAGAGUUGGACAAGGUGCCGGGUAGAGGGGGUCAUCCAGGUCAAGGACAGAGGUCAAGGACAGGGUCACCAGCUCCUCAGUAUAACACGUGGACCAGAGGCCGUGUCCAGUAUGGUGAAAGUACAGAUGAGCAAGAAAGUUCAGAAAGCUCUGAUGAUGAGAUUAAUAUCAGCAAAAGAAAAGUUCGAAGACAACAAGAUUCUGAGUCUGAGAGUGAGAUGUCCACCACCAGUGAUUUCAGGCCCUGGGCUAGCAGAGGAAGUAUGGGAACAGUUGAAAGUGAUUCGGUCAGCAUAGCCAGUAGUGGACGUCCCAAUCCUCUAAUGGCAAGUAGGCCACUCUCAGACAGCAAGACCAGCCUGGACAGCGGGCAGCUCCCAAGCUCUGGCCAAGGUACUGGUCAAGGCAGUUUGCCUUCAGAAGGCCCACGUGUACAGGAGUCCCAGGAUUCAACAGUCAGUGACAGUGAGAGGUCAGCCACCAGUGGUGUGGGGUCUUUCAGCAGAGGAAAUUCUCUCCAAUCUGCAGACACUGGUUCCAUUAAGGAAAAACAUGAAGAAGAAGCAGAUAUUGAUGAUGCAUUUACAAAAUAUGGGAAACAUGAGGGAGAGGAUGAGGAUCAGUUAUCAUCCCCAGAGUCUGAUGUCUCUCUAGGAACUUUGGAGUUCUCACUGAUGUAUGAUUCCAUGGGCAAUGCACUCCACUGCACCUUAAUCAGAGCUAGGAACCUCAAGGCUUUAAAAGCAAUGGAUUCCAAUGGGUUGUCAGAUCCUUAUGUGAAACUCCACCUACUGCCUGGUGCCUCAAAGUCCACUAAACUGAGAAGCAGAACUAUACACAAAACAUUGAACCCAGAGUGGAAUGAAACGUUAACAUACCAUGGGGUCAUAGAAGAAGACUUGCAGAGGAAAACAUUAAGACUGUCUGUGUUAGAUGAGGAUGCAUUUGGCUAUGAUUUCAUUGGAGAAACUAGGGUACCACUGAAAUGUUUGAAGCCACAUCAACUCAAGAAUUUCAAUGUUUAUUUGGACAGACAGAUGCCGCUGGAAAAAGAUGAUGACCUUGUUGCACAUGAGCGAGGCAAGAUCUUGGUGUCUCUGACAUACAAAGCUUCCAAGCAAAGUUUGUUGGUUGGCAUAGUGCGCUGUGUGCAGUUGGCACCUAUGGAUAGUAAUGGAUUCUCUGAUCCAUAUGUCAAAGUCUACCUCAAGCCUGACAAAGAAAAGAAGUCCAAACAAAAGACCACUGUUAAGAAGAAGACAUUAAAUCCAGAAUACAAUGAGGAGUUUUUGUAUGAAAUUCCAAAACAUGAAUUGGCCCAAAAGACCUUAGAACUCACUGUGUGGGAUAAAGAUAUUGGGAGACAUAGUGAUUAUAUAGGUGGUGUCCAGCUGGGAAUUACUGCCAAAGGCACCAGACUGAAACACUGGUUUGAAACACUCAAAUAUCCUGACAAGAAACACGAGUAUUGGCACAUUCUGUCAGCAGAUGUUGUUCCAGAUAGUCCGUAGAUGUCACCACAAGUGGAUAAAGAGCAAGACAAUCCAAAAAUGGCUGGACCAGUUUACUGUAUGGGCAAGAUAACCCUGUUAUCUCAAAUAGUAUCAGCACUGCGACUCGGUCAUAAAAAUCCAAAAGGCACAGGAAAGCAUCUGUUUUCAUUCGGUGACCUAUUUUCCUCUCUUAGAAUAGAAGUUUAAGAAAGCCAUUUUACUGUAGAAGUGUCACUUCUUGUUUGUCAACUCAGUCUAUUGUGAAGUGCAAUCAUAUCAGCUUUUGUUUUGCUAUUUUUCCUUCUCCAGCACAAAAAAUCCUGUCCACUUAAUGCUUUAUUCAAUCUGACUAAACUAGCCAGGGUAUUGCCAUUGGUUGUCCAAUAUCUGUGCAGAGUAGGGUUUUCCUCAUUAAGCCUCUUGAAGAGAUUUAAAAAGAAAUGCAAAUUGGGUUCUAACUUGUAGCUGCAUGACAUGUUGUGCACACGUUCUUUACAGUGAGAGAGAGAUACAGAUGUGCAAGUUAAAUUAAAGUAUGUACUGUACUGGAAAGCCUUGUCAGUACACCAGACAAGUGGAGUAAUCCACCAAGUUGUCUGAAUUGUUAAACUAGUAACAGUAAUUCAGCCUUCAGUCCAUCUUACAUUUACUUAUGUAUAAAUAUUCCUUUAGUUAAAAUGUUAGAUAUCUAAGAUAUUAUUCAAAUGUCAUUGGCAAAUCUUAUAAUAUUAGUGUCUGAUAUAGCAAACAACCACAAUGAGUUAAGUCAGUUCCAAUUAAUGGUCGUGGAAUUUUUUCCUGUGAAUAAACUUACAUGAUAUAAUUAUUCAUCUUUAAAAUUUGUCAAAUAUGCUUUAUAAAUCAAUAUAUGUUAUCGUGUUGUUUUUUUUCUUUUGUGUAAAUAGAUCAAACCUGAUGAAGUAUGGAAGUUGUUUCAUUAUAGGUAUUUAUUAUACUCUAAGGUGCUUUUAAAUGAAGCUUUUGCUUAUAACGUAGUUGUUUCCUGUCGCUGGACUUUUCUCUGCUCUUGCUCAUAUUGUACAGGUUCAGCACUUAAUAAGGAUUUAAGUUAAGGGUUGUGCAAUUGAGAAUGAUAAUUUUAUUUUCAUUGAUGGAUAUUAUAUGAUAUUAUAUGAUGUUCCAUUUUCUAAUUAUAAACUGCUGUAGGGUUUUUGUACUGUUAGAUCAGAGAAUUUGCAGAUGGAUCUCUGAAAGAUCUUAACAAUGCACUUGAUUAAGGUGCUGCAGGUGUGCAAGAUUUGGUGGUUUUUCUCUGUUUAGUAUUUUUUGACUUUUUCUAUCUUCAGAUACAGCUGCAUUCCAGAUUUAAAGAGUUGUAUUUUUGGGAAAGGCUUAGAUAAAUGUCAUGCUAUAAGUAAUUCCAAGUAGUACCAAGUUUUUUGUAGUACAGAGAGUAAGGGUACAAGUAAAUAAAAAUGUUAUGGUUUUGCUGUAAUGAAAUCAUUGAACUGACAGCUCUGUACAUAAAUGAUAAAAACAAGAUAGCAUUUUGGAUCAGAGGACCAACCUGAAGUCCCUUUUUAUUUUUGUUACAACAUUAAAUUGGGAGCUACAUUGAUAUAAAGUGAUUUUUUCAUAUGCAAUAUUUUGAUGAUUUGUUACCAAUUGACAUAGAUGGAAGGAGCAUAUGCAUGCUACAUUUUCCAAAUAAUGCAGAUGCAACUUAAUUCUGUUAGACCACUGAUAUUAUUUCAGUUUGCCUGUUUUAUUUCUAGACUAGUGCCUUAUUUGAAAUGGUUUAUUGCAACUUAAUCUGGCAGAAUCUAAAACUAGAUAAAUUCUACAUUUAUUCAGGUUAUUGAAAUAUGUUUAGACAUUAAAUAAUUUACUGGUAAGGAAAUUGGUGUACAGUGAGUAAUUUUUUUGCAAACAUUGUACAUUGUUUAGAAAUAAAUUUUUGAUUUUGUUUUCUUAAAUAAAUGUUGUGAAAGAAAGUUUUGUGUUUUCGUUCAGUCUUAAAGGAAUGUGAAACCAUGCC
This is a messenger RNA of Lingula anatina, 4440 nucleotides long. Its product is annotated as rabphilin-3A. Gene Ontology annotation, biological process: spontaneous neurotransmitter secretion; intracellular protein transport; exocytosis. NCBI's taxonomy places the organism in Eukaryota, Metazoa, Brachiopoda, Lingulata, Lingulida, Lingulidae. Gene Ontology annotation, molecular function: small GTPase binding. Gene Ontology annotation, cellular component: synapse; membrane. The record is from RefSeq and is a predicted model, not a curated record.